GUGCGCGGCGCGGGGCCCCGGGCCGGAUCUCUCGCGAGGAAGGACGCCAUUAUCGCAGCCGCCGCACAAAACACCACGAGAACUCGGCGCCCGCCUCACACGGAGUGCAUGCCUGGGGAGCUGCAGUGGUGCCUCAGGGGUUGUGCUGCUGCUUCUGAAUGAUGUCAGAGCAGGAUUUGGCAGAUGUGGUUCAGAUUGCUGUUGAGGACCUGACUCCAGAUAAUCCAGUUGUGUUGGAGAACCAUGAGGUGGCAGAUGAUGAUGUGGAACCUGCCCUGAAACGUCAGAGGAUAGAAAUCAACUGCCAGGACCCCUCUAUUAAGUCGUUCCUGUACUCCAUCAACCAGACCAUAUGCCUGAGGCUGGACAGCAUCGAGGCCAAGCUGCUGGCACUGGAGGCCACCUGCAAAUCCCUGGAGGAGAAGCUGGACCUGGUGAUGAACAAGCAGCACAGCCCCAUCCAGGUGCCCAUGGUGGCCGGGUCCCCGCUGGGCGCCACCCAGACCUGCAAUAAAGUGAGAUGUGUUGUCCCUCAGACCACGGUGAUCCUCAACAACGACCGGCAGAAUUCCAUCGUGGCCAAGAUGGUGGGGCAGGAGGAGCCACUGAGCAGAGCAGCAGAUUCCCUGGAGAACAUCCUCAGCAACGCGGUGCCGGCGCGCCGGCAGAACACCAUCGUGGUGAAGGUGCCCGGCCAUGACGACAGCCACAACGAGGACGGCGAGAGCGGCUCCGAGGCCAGCGACUCUGUGUCCAACAGCGGCCAGGUGGGCAGCCAGAGCAUCGGCAACAACGUCACCCUCAUCACACUCAACUCUGAAGAGGAUUACCCCAACGGGACGUGGCUGGGGGACGAGAACAACCCCGAGAUGCGCGUGCGCUGCCCCAUCACGCCGGCAGACAUGCUGCACAUCAGCACCAACUGCCGCACGGCCGAGAAGAUGGCCCUGACCCUGCUGGAUUACCUCUUCCACAGGGAGAUCCAGGCCAUCUCCAACCUCUCAGGCCAGGGCAAGCACGGCAAGAAGCAGCUGGAUCCUCUCAUGAUCUACGGGAUUCGCUGCCACCUGUUUUACAAAUUUGGCAUCAGCGAGUCGGACUGGUACCGCAUCAAGCAGAGCAUUGACUCCAAGUGCAGGACAGCCUGGAGGAGGAAGCAGAGGGGGCAGAGCCUGGCUGUGAAAAGCUUCUCCAGGAGAACUCCCUCAUCCUCCUCCUACAGUGGCUCAGAGGGAUCCCAGAGCUCAGUGUCAGCCUCCAGUGAGAUGCAGCAGAACCAGCCCCAGGCCCUGCACUACGCCCUGGCCAACGCUCAGCAGGUCCAGAUCCACCAGAUUGGAGAGGAUGGACAAGUGCAAGUAGGCCAUCUCCACAUAGCCCAGGUGCCCCAGGGAGAGCAGGUGCAGAUCACCCAGGACAGUGAGGGAAAUCUGCAGAUCCACCAGGUGCACGUGGGGCAGGACGGGCAGGUGCUGCAGGGAGCCCAGCUGAUCGCGGUGGCCUCAGCAGAGCCCACGGCGGGCGGUGUGGACGGGUCCCCCCUGCAGGGCAGUGACAUCCAGGUGCAGUACGUGCAGCUGACCCCUGUGACAGAGCACGCUGCCUCCAGCCAGGGCACUGACUCCCUUCAAUCAGCAAUGCAGCCAGAAAUGCAGAUAGAGCACGGAGCAAUCCAAAUCCAGUGAGCACUGUGGGGAGCUGGAAAAAAAAACAAAAAACCAACAAAACCCCAAACUCAGAAGCUCCAGCCUCACCUGGAAUGAUCCCAACCUCAGCAGAGCUGCAGCACCACACCAAGCCCAGUCCUUGCAAACUGAAAUGCACUCAGAGGACAAAGCCAGCCCUGGACAGGAGGAGAACUCUGCUGCAGCCAAAGUGUGAAAAUGGAAUCUGCACAAGUCUGGGAGCUGCUGCCCUGCUUGGCCAUCAACCCCAGAGCUCAGAUCUUUUUCACUGUUGGAACAGCCUUUUUUUUUUUUUUUUUAAUUUGCUAUGGUGUUUAUAACAAAAAAAAAAAGGAAAAUAUUUAAAAAAAGGAGAAAUCCCUUGAGAGCAAGUCUUGGCCUUUACUGGUGUUUUCUGUUCAGUGUCAUGAAAACUGUAUUUGACUAACACUUCUGUUUGUACUGUCGCUUAACCACUUUUCUAGGGGAAAAUGCUUUAAAAACGCUGUAAUUAUGCAUUUCUAAUGAAAAAUAAAUGUGUAUUUAUGAAUA
Messenger RNA from Catharus ustulatus (Swainson's thrush), 2216 nucleotides. It is a transcript of the gene BANP, whose product is annotated as BTG3 associated nuclear protein. Bases 159 to 1685 code for a protein of 508 amino acids. The record is from RefSeq and is a predicted model, not a curated record. The transcript is spliced from 13 exons. Gene Ontology annotation, biological process: protein localization to nucleus; negative regulation of protein catabolic process. NCBI's taxonomy places the organism in Eukaryota, Metazoa, Chordata, Aves, Passeriformes, Turdidae. Gene Ontology annotation, molecular function: DNA binding.